Molecule: messenger RNA, 765 nt
Organism: Acanthosepion pharaonis
Lineage: Eukaryota; Metazoa; Mollusca; Cephalopoda; Sepiida; Sepiidae
Source: the annotation of a GenBank genome assembly
AUGAGUGAAAAUUUCUUUCUUUCUUUCUUUCUUUCUUUCUUUCUUUCUUUCUUUAGCGGUAUUUCUUUCUUUUCUUCUUUCCUUCUUAUUUUCUUUCUUUUUAGCACCUUCAUUUCCAAUCUUUUUCUUUCCUUUUUCUUUGUAUCAUUCCUUUUUCUUUUGCUUUUCUUUCUUUCUUUCUUUCUUUCUUUCUUCCUUUCUUUUCCAUUUCCUUCUUUCUUUCUUUCUUUCUUUCUUUCUUUCUUUCUUUCCUUUUUUCUUUCUUUCUUUUCCUUCCUUCCUUCCUUCCUUCCUUCCUGUGCUUCCAUUUUAUAUUCUUUCUUUCUUUCUUUCUUUCUUCUUUUUAUAUCCUUUCUUUCUUUUUUACAUUCUUUUUUCUUUUACUUUCUUUCUUACAUUUUUCUUUUUCCUCCCCUUUUUAAUAUCCUAUCUUUCUUUAUUUUCCUUCCUUUCUUCUUAUAUCCUUUCUUUCUCUAUUUCAUUCUUUUUCUUUCUUUCUUUUUUCUUUCUUUUCUUUUCUUUCUUCCUUCCUUAUUCUUUCUCAUUUUUAUGUUCUUUCUUCCUUUGUUUCUUUUCUUUUCCUUCCUUCCUUCCUUCCUUCCUUCCUUCCUUCCUUCCUUCGUUUUUCUUUCCUUUUCCCCCCUCUUUCCUUUCUUAGUAUUCUUUUUUCUUUUUGUUUCUUCCUUCUUACUUUUCCUUCUUUUUAUAUUCUUUCUUUCUUUCUUUCUUUCUUUCUUUUUCUUUCUUUCUCCUCAGCAGAUUUAA